UCCUUUCCUCUCUUUCUUCCCCACGCGGACCAGACGACGGUCACGACGCACGCGGAGAGUCCCUGCUCUGCUCUGCUCUCUCGGGGAGCGGCCCAACGGGAGCCAUGGACAGCUGCUUCCCCUGCCUGGGUGGAAACAAGAAGAAGAAGCCGAUAGAGAAGCCUCAGAUCCCGCCCGCCUCAGAUAAAGCAAAAUUGAGCUCGCCAUCAAGUGUGAUAAAGCAGGAUUCGUUGGAGGUGAAGAAGGAAGCUACAAAGAAGGACAUCAUCUUGAGCCAUGGAUCUGAGCACUACCGAAUUGCUGCGCAGACGUUCACUUUUAGGGAGCUCGUGGCAGCGACAAGGAACUUCCGAGCUGAUUGCCUUCUUGGUGAGGGUGGGUUUGGCCGCGUGUACAAAGGGUAUCUGGAGAGUGUCAAUCAGGUUGUUGCUAUAAAGCAGCUUGACCGUAAUGGAUUACAAGGAAACAGGGAGUUUCUUGUCGAAGUUCUGAUGCUGAGCUUGCUGCACCACCCAAAUCUUGUCAGCCUUAUUGGCCACUGUGCUGAUGGUGAUCAGAGACUUUUGGUUUACGAGUACAUGCCUCUAGGUUCUCUGGAGGAUCACCUUCAUGAUCCUUCCCCAGAUAAGACACGGCUUGACUGGAAUACAAGGAUGAAGAUAGCUGCUGGCGCAGCUAAAGGGUUAGAGUAUUUGCAUGACAAAGCCAAUCCUCCUGUCAUAUACCGCGACUUGAAAUGUUCAAACAUCUUGCUUGGAGUGGGGUAUCACCCAAAGUUGUCUGAUUUUGGAUUGGCAAAGCUAGGCCCAGUUGGUGAUAAAACACAUGUUUCCACUAGAGUGAUGGGUACAUAUGGAUAUUGCGCCCCGGAGUAUGCCAUGACUGGUCAGUUGACUUUAAAGUCAGAUAUUUAUAGCUUUGGUGUUGUCCUUCUGGAGAUCAUAACAGGACGAAGGGCUAUUGACAACACCCGAGCUGCGGGGGAGCAAAAUCUUGUUGCAUGGGCCCGGCCCUUGUUCAAAGACAGGAGGAAGUUUCCCCUGAUGGCAGACCCUGCACUUGAGGGUCAGUGUCCAUCAAGGGGUUUGUACCAGGCCCUUGCUGUUGCUGCGAUGUGUGUCCAAGAACAACCGAGCAUGAGACCGCUGAUCGGAGAUGUUGUUACAGCUCUCACUUACCUUGCCUCCCAGACUUACGACACAGAAGCACACGGCAGCCAUCGAAGUUCGCGUUUGGUGGCUCCCGGCACACCACCCCGGACUAGGCGGGACACUGGGAGAAUGAGCCAUGGUGCUGAUCAAAGAGGAAGCGGCUAAGGUGGUACGGUAGGAGGUAAUUGAUGGUUUGGGAAGGAGCCUAGAACUUUUGCCACUGCGGCAGCCUACUGUGUGGGAGCAGGAGCUAGCAGUCCAUGGAGAUGGAGAGAAAUUUUGCCGAUGGUAAGUCAGUUGUCACUUUGGGGAGAUGGUCUGGUGUGUCGAGAGAUGAUGGCCUGUUUCCAUCAUGGAUUCGCUGCUGUACAUAUGCCCUCGAGUGUCUUGUCUGUAUUUCUGUCUAAGUGUAACGUAACAACACAUUCCGAUUCAUAAAUUUUAUAUAUUUCUUUUAAUUA
Messenger RNA from Phragmites australis (common reed), 1612 nucleotides. Its product is annotated as probable serine/threonine-protein kinase PBL7. Gene Ontology annotation, molecular function: protein kinase activity; ATP binding. Gene Ontology annotation, biological process: protein phosphorylation. The coding region runs from base 105 to 1316 and encodes 403 amino acids. The record is from RefSeq and is a predicted model, not a curated record. Lineage: Eukaryota; Viridiplantae; Streptophyta; Magnoliopsida; Poales; Poaceae. The transcript has 5 exons.